Messenger RNA from Symbiodinium sp. CCMP2592, 1710 nucleotides. Lineage: Eukaryota; Dinophyceae; Suessiales; Symbiodiniaceae. The record is from the annotation of a GenBank genome assembly.
AUGCUGCCAAUGAGUGCAUGUGGAAGCGCGGAUUGCUCGCGCUUCCACAGUCGCUUUGUCCGACCUCGCCGGGUCCCCGCUAGACUCCCUCUGGCAAGCGGCCAAGGGCCGCUUGCUGUGACCAAACAGGCAGAGUCCAAAGCGAAGUGGCACUCGACGUGGACCAGCACUUGCUUUAGGUCGGCUAUUGGAGCAGCCGGCGCCGGUUGCACUGCCAUAUCUCGACACUCUCGUGGCCACUCGGACUCUGGCGACCUUCCUGGAGGCUCAAGCCAGCGGCAAGAAAGCCGAAGCUCUCCCUUAACAAGUCGAGUUCCUGUCGCACACGACGGGCAUUCGGAUGUAGCACGACGUGCCAUCGACAGCACAGUACUAACCAAAGUCGAGACCGAGGUUUUGCGUCCACUCCCGCCAAAGGUGGAGAACCGCGUUGCCGAGCUUGACAAUGGGCCUUUUGCAAACCCAGCUGCACUGGAGAACGAGGCAUUCUACUUGCCAGCAGUGCACUGCGAAACUGGUGAUAGAUCUGUAUAUGACCGGCUGAUGUCUGAACUGGACUUCAAAGACUGCUGGCUAGACACGGGCAUGAAAUUUUCUCGGCAGAUCUGCAUUGGGGACGAGGAGCUUCUUGCAAGAGCCCCCACUUACAGAGCAAUCGUAGAAAGGGUUACGCAGAUUUUUGGAGUUAGGGCUGUGCGCACACUGGUUAAUUUGUACCGGGAUGGCACAGACUGGUGCAAUCUACACUCUGAUCAGUACCACCAGGGUGGUUAUCCAAUUGACCUCACAGUAGGGUCCACUUUUGGAGACCCUCGGCGGCUCAUCUGGGUGGAGAAGAAGAACCCACGGCACAAGAUUGAAAUGCCCCAGUUGAACGGUGAUGUCUUUGCUUUUUCUGAUGCGAUUAACACCACAUGGAGGCACAUGAUUCCACAAGAAGGCCCGGAAUGCGGUCCUCGAAUCUCUGUGAUUGUGUGGUGCAACAGGGAGAAGGAUGGUGGCCACUGGAUGGGAUCUUUGGGUGCUUUCCCGCACAUGCUUCACCAGAAUCCCAAAAGCAACGGUAGGGAUUACGAGGCUCGCCCAGGACAUUUUCCAAGGCGUGACAAGGGUAAGGGUGAAGGCAAGGGCCUUGGCAAAGGCAGAGGUAAAGGUUCUGGAAAAGGCCUACAGCGAUCAGCCAGCGCCGAGACCUUUGAGCCUGUCUUGCCACCACUUCCCGAUGCUGAGCUGGAAGAGGCGGUGCUGAGCGCGCAGAAAGCCCUUACACUGCAAGGCGCACAGCAAGUCUAUGCAAUCUUGAGGGGCAUCAAGCUUCUUGAGAACCGUACCUGGGCAAUCCCACCUGGCUGGUACGCGCUUCACGCCGGCGCCCAGCUGAUCAACGAAGAGCGAAGGCAGCGCACCCUCGAAGCUUGGCCUGAGGCACCGCAGGAAGAAGAUUUGCCCCACCGAGCGAUCGCUGGCCUUUUCUUUGUGCAGGAGAACAGAGCACCCGAAGACUGCAAGCCAAACUACAUCUGGGCUCGCGGUCCCGUUUGCAAUGUCAUCUCCAAGGCCAUUGAGUUCCAGCGGCCGAUCCCCUGCCGGGGCGACCGUGGACUGUGGGACCUGGGUAACCUCAAGCACCGCAUCCGCAGAGAGCUCCUCAGGUCUGGAUCGCAGGUCCAAGUCAAGCGCUUUGACUUGACGCCAGCACUGGGGGCGUAG